Cuculus canorus (common cuckoo) is the source of this 1961-nucleotide messenger RNA. Its product is annotated as osteocalcin. Gene Ontology annotation, molecular function: calcium ion binding; structural constituent of bone; hydroxyapatite binding. Gene Ontology annotation, cellular component: extracellular region. Gene Ontology annotation, biological process: bone development; osteoblast differentiation; response to vitamin K. The coding region runs from base 109 to 411 and encodes 100 amino acids. NCBI's taxonomy places the organism in Eukaryota, Metazoa, Chordata, Aves, Cuculiformes, Cuculidae. The transcript has 4 exons. The record is from RefSeq and is a predicted model, not a curated record.
CCAGGCAAUCACAGGAUAUAAAGUUCUGCCCAAAAGCAAGCUCUGGAGAACUUCAGUAACCUCCAGGAAAGCUCUGAGUUUAGCAAGACUAGUGCAGCCAAAGACGAUAUGAGGAGUCUGCUGGCAGCUCUGAUUGUGACUCUGGCCCUGGCAGCGCUCUGCUAUUGUGAGAAAGAUCCCAAAGAACCUUCAGGAUCUCCAAGUGCUGACAGCAUCAAGAUUAAAAAGGAAGUUGCCAAUGCCUUUGUGAAGAGGCAGAAGAGAUACACCCCGUAUGAACGGUAUUAUGAGUAUUACAAAAGCCCAAUGGAGCAGAUGCAUGAGCGUUGUGAAAACUAUCCCCCCUGUGACUAUCUCUCUGACCAAAUAGGAUUUUCCAUGGCCUACAACUAUUACUUCGGGAGAUACUAAGGAUGGAAUGGUCACUUCAAUAAUUUUGCUUGGGGCCACCUUGCCAGCUAGAAGAAGGCAAUAAUUAUCCGACUUGUUGAGCUUCCAUUAACUUUCUUCCUUUCAUCAAAAAUGCUUCUCUUUAGAUAUCCUUCGUGGUACUUUGAGUUUCACCAAAAAAGACAGAGAAGACUCUCUUAAAUCCUCUUAUGUGAAUUCCCUUGAUGCAGUAGGUGUAAAAACCCUCUAAUUCCUCUAAAGGAAAUCAAUGUAUGCCUUAGAAACAUAACAAGACCUUUUGUCCUUCUCUACAAAAUGCAUGAGGAUUAUAAGACAAUGUCAUAAAAUAUGUAAAUGUGAAGGAUCUGAUCCUGGGAUACUCACUGGGAAGAAGGUGGAACAGCUGCCUCCUUGUACAAUGACCAGGAAAUUACAGUAUUUUCAGGUGGAAUAAUCACUGUAAAUACAUGCCAAUGUAGGAUCAUUUUGUAAGGACAGAAGUGUGGAAAUACUACAACUUAGCCAGAAAUCCAGUUCUGGUACGCUCUUCUGAUUAUUCUGUCACAAGAUUUGCCUGUAUGUGGAUAAAUCCCCAAAGGUGUGUUAGAUGUGUCCUUCCAUUUGUAUAGUUCAUUCAGGACUGUCUGUAAAAAGUAACUUGGAAAUCUCUUGUUGUUUUUGUUACAAUUGGUUUCUGGUGAAACUGAAUAUAUCCAAGCAGAACAAAAUAAUAAAAAAAACCUGUUGCUCUCUGAUGCUUUAGCAUUUAUGCUUGAAUUAGAAAUGUUUAAACAGAUCCAAAAAAAGCAAACAGAAAAAAAGCAAUAAACUUUAUUAAAUAAGCAAAAAGAAAAUUUGUUCAAAGAUAGACUGAAGCUGGGUCAGCAUUUGUUUUAUCCAAGGCAGCUUGGAUCUCUGAUAUAUAAUAAUACAUGUGUGUAUUUGUAUGCAUGUCCUCUCUUCUGCACUGUUUUAUUCUGUCCCUCUGUAUGAAUAUUCUACCUUAGCAGCUUUCUGUACAGCCUCCCUUGAUGUGCUCUGUCAGCUUUCCUUCCCUGAGAGGUAGAUACAUGAUCGAUCUCCAAGGUCAGGGACUGCUGAGCCUCAGAAAACCAAGAAAGACUGAAUCUCUCUGUCUGUAAGCUGGUGCAACCACCCACAGCUGCUGAUCACAAUAAAUACUGCUCAUGUAGAUCAGGUUGGUGUGCUGCUUCUCUCUGAUCCUCCGUACAACCUUUAUCUGCAGUUAAAGAGAAGCCUGAAAGGUUAAGCCUGCUGCUAUGAACCCUGAGGAGCAGGAUCCAGAUGCACGAAGAUUCUUUCUCCCCUCUUUUGCCUCACUGUGAACCAGAAGUGACUACACUGAAAUUCAGGUCAUGAUCCCAGUACAUUGUGACAGUGAAGGCGGGGAGAGCCAGGCUUUUCUUGAUUGAUCAUCUACCAAGUUCAGCAUUUCUCUGAAAAAUCUUGCCCUGAAGUAAGGACAUGGUAUGAGUCCACAGAGGUGGCUGCCAGGGUGACUACCUCUUGUUUGGCAAGCUGCUAUGACUUGCACUGACUACACUCACCUU